Pneumocystis jirovecii RU7 is the source of this 4812-nucleotide messenger RNA. RefSeq names its product anaphase promoting complex subunit 1. The transcript is spliced from 8 exons. Gene Ontology annotation, cellular component: anaphase-promoting complex. Bases 1 to 4812 code for a protein of 1603 amino acids. Lineage: Eukaryota; Fungi; Ascomycota; Pneumocystomycetes; Pneumocystales; Pneumocystaceae. Gene Ontology annotation, biological process: metaphase/anaphase transition of mitotic cell cycle; anaphase-promoting complex-dependent catabolic process; protein K11-linked ubiquitination. Gene Ontology annotation, molecular function: molecular adaptor activity. The record is from RefSeq and is a predicted model, not a curated record.
AUGACAUUUGAAAUUGUCCCUGAAGAGCUUGGAAACCAUCUUCCAGCAGGUCUUUUUUAUUGUUCAGAGAAUGGGAUUGCAGUGGAUUCUGCCGAAUGGCGUGUAAUUGAAGAUUCUCCGUUUCUUGAUGAAGAGCUUUUAAUUACAGAUAAUACUGUUGUUUGGUCUGUUUCAGGAAGAGUAAAACGGUCUUUUAAUUUUGAUGAUGAUGGUCAACGAGUGACACAUGCAUUGUUUGCGUAUUUUGUGAAUCCAAAUGAUGAAAUUACGAGUUAUCAUGAUCCAUCGUAUGUGCCGCCUUUAGGUACACGAACCCGGUCUUUGAACCAAUUGAGUGGAUGUGUUCAUGAUACAAGGCGUAUGGCGCAUGAAACGUCUAUUAAAGAUCGACGAGCAACUCAUGGGAAACUUAAAUCUGAUAGGCUUUCAAUGAACCCAUCAUCCCACCUUUUGAGAGCAUUAGUCAUUAUACUUGAGGAUUUAUCGCAUAUUUUCUUUUUGGAUGGCGCACUAUGGGUUAUUCAUGUUCCUUUUCGUGUUCGACGGGUGCUUGCUGCGCCUCGAGGAUUGAUUCUUGAACGAUCUCUUGAAAAUCUUGAAUUGGGUAUGCCAUCUCAGGAGUCAACUCCUGAAAAUUAUUCUCCUCGUUUUUUUUCAUUGAUUGGGCCGUUGGACGAGUUUGGACUUGUUGUUGCAGAUGGGAUUUAUUCAUUUGAUGUGCAUGAUGAGUUAGUUUAUAUAGGCAAAGGGGAUGAAGCGUUGUUGGUAACAAGGAAUGCAGAGAAGAAACAAGUUGACAUUUGGAAAUGUUCAUAUGUUUCUCAAACAGAGCAUUGUUUUCCUCGCCCGUUAACAAGUGUAUCGGCGAGGCGACGCUCUUCUUUUGGAAGCUUAAAUUAUAACGACACAGAUACGGAUAUAUAUGGGUCUUCUUUAAAGUCUGAAUUGACCAUUACGUUGGAUAGGAUGGCAUUUGUCAAUAAUAAUCAAUUACCUGCAUUGUUAGGUGAAUCUGAAGGGCUUAGAAAAGAAAUUUUUGUAACACAUAUUGAAAGUUUUCCAUCUCGCUUCAAUAAACUUGCCUUUACUGUAUUUUCAAUUCGUCCGUCACCAGGAAUUGAAGUUAUUUCUAUAUUCAAUAAAGAAGAGUCAACACUUUUGAUUCUUAUAUUUCGACGAGAUGAGGGAUUUUCGCCUUAUUUGAUUGAUUCUAUCACUUUUCCUGCUAUCGGUGCUGCGCCUCUUAUUUCUAAAUGUAUGGAAAAAAUACUUAUAUUUUCGACAAAAAAACCUAUUCUUAGACUCUAUGCACCUUGUUCUCCUGAUAUUGAAGUUAAAGUUGAUUCUAUUAAAGAAGAAAUAAGUGAAUUGGUUUAUCCUGUUGGUUGUCGAGUAUCUUUAAAAGAUGUAAAUGGCACUUUAAGGAGAAUUUCUUUUGAUCUUGAACAUAAUACUGUUUUGGUUCGAAGAUGUUUUGAAGCUUUGAAAAUGGUUUUGCCUUAUAAGGAUUUUGAAUAUUUUCAAGCUGCGUUUCUACAUCAAAAAUUGUCGAACGGUUUAUGUUUGAAUGAAUUUAAAUCGUUAUCUAUUACAUUGUUUUCAUGUUUUUUAUGUGGUAGUAUAAAACCUAGACAUAUUCAAAAUAAAGUAAAUGGGAAUUAUUCAACUGAAAUACUUGAGAUUAUUGCUGAAGCAUACCAUUUUUGUCAAAAAAAUGAUAUGUCGGUUAUGACAAAACAUUUAUCUUAUAUUUUGCAGUGUUUUCAUAUUUUAAGCGAAGAUUUUAAAUUUGAUUCUGCUACAUUAUUAUAUUGUCGUCAAAUAAUACCUAUAAAAGCACAAAUGGCAUAUUGGUUAGGAUGGGUUGCAUUUGUAGAAAAAGAUAUGUUAUAUGAUGAAUUCAUGACAACUAUAAUAUUUGAUAAGGCACGGCUUGAACACCUUAAUAUAUCUCAGUUUCCUUCAAAACCUUAUUCUGUUUAUCAUAAUUUAAUUUUAAUGUUAAAAAGGAAAAAAUAUGAACCAGUUCCAUCUAUUACAAAUAUCGGAAAAACUAAUUUAGAACAUAAAAAUUUAAAUUAUACUCAAGGAUCUAAAAUCGUACCGUCACUUUCUAAAACUGUUUUUUCAUUAUAUGAAACUUUACUUAAUCCUAAACUGCCUCUUCAGGAUGUUGUUACACAAAUGGUUGAAUAUAAGUUUACAUUAGAUCAUUUAAAACGUUUACCUGAUGGAGUUGCUGUACCAUUGCGAGAUGCCAUAAGAUAUUCUCAAGAAAAUCCUUUACCAAAUUGGGGUGUUGAAGCACUUCAACUUAUUGACAGAAAAGAUCUUGAAUAUCGUAUUACUGUUGGUGAUGAAAGACCUCGUAGAUUUCCUCCGACUCUUUCUCAAAAAAAGCCAGAACCAAAAGAUACUAAAACAAUAUGUCAAGAAGUUUCAGAUCUUGAAGCUCAUGUAUCUUCGGAUCGUUUUUCAGAGGAAGAUCAUAAAGCUGUAACAAAACUUAUAUUUCGUGAAGAUCGGCGUCUACAGGAAGUUGGAAAACUUCUUCAGAUAUCUAAACAAACUGUUGUCAGGAUUGAUUUACGCCCUGAAAUGAGUGAACACGAAAUUGUUUCUGUUCAGCAAACACUUGCCCAAAUUAUUGCUAUUCGAACAUUAUCUAUCCCUAUUGGUAGAGGGUUAUAUGCUUAUAGCUCAAAAACACCACUACCAACUGAAAAAUUCCCAAUACCUGGCUUUAAUUUCACUGUUAAAAUAAAACCUCAGCAAGUCCAAGUACCUGUUGCGAAAUCAUUUCUUGAUGAUCAAACUACUACAUGGGGAUUGUUUCAUAAUGGAACAGCAGCUGCAUUAAGUAUUGCUAAUGAUACUAAAGACAUUAGUGCUUCAUGGAUCGUAUAUAAUAAGCCAAAUGAACUUUCUAAUAGACAUGCUGGAUUUUUAUUUGGGCUUGGAUUAAAUGGGCAUUUAAAAUCUAUGGCAACUUGGCAUGCUUUUAACUACUUAACAUCGAAACACACAAUGACAUCUAUUGGUCUUCUUCUUGGACUUUCUGUAUCUUUUAUAGGUACUAUGGAUCCUACUAUUACUAGAUUACUUUCUGUACAUGUACUGGCUUUAUUGCCCCCAGGAUCUUCAGAACUUAAUUUAUCUACAUUAACUCAAACUGCUGGGAUUUUAGGUAUAGGAUUAUUAUAUUACAAUACUCAACAUAGAAGAAUGAGUGAAGUUCUUUUAACAGAAAUAUCACGGUUUUCUCCUCAUGGACAAGAAUUUCGAGAUGAGGGUUACCGUCUUUCUGCUGGAUUUGCCUUAGGAUUUAUUAAUAUUGGAAAAGGUCAGAAUUUAAAAGGAUUACAAGAUCUUCAUAUUGUUAAAAAUCUUGUAUCGUGUAUUUCUGGUGGAAGACAUGAAGAAACAUCACAAAACUUGGAUAUGGCUUCAUCUGGUGCUGUAAUUGCAUUAUCUUUAAUAUAUUUAAAAACAAACGAUGAAGAUGUUGCAAAAAAAAUAGAGAUACCAACAACAGAACAUCUUUUAGAUUAUGUAAGACCUGAUAUUUUACUAUUAAGGGUCUUAGCGAAAAAUUGUAUCUUAUGGGAUAAAAUUGAUUGCACAUUUGAAUGGAUUAGAAAUCAACUUCCACCUAUAUUAAGAGAUCAAGUAUUACUUUCUAAUAAAACUGCACUUGAUUCGAAUGAUAUGGCAUUAUUUAAUAUAAUUGCUGGUGCUUGUUUCAGUAUGGCUCUUCGUUUCGUAGGGACAAGGAAUGAGAAUGCUAAGAAAUGUUUAUUGCACUUUUUGGAUAAAUUUAUGAAUCUUUCUGCUGUAAUAGCGAGUACACAUGAUCAGAAACUUUGUAGAACUACUGUAAAGAAUUGUUUAGAUGUUUUAUGUAUAUCGUCAAGUUGUGUUAUGACAGGUUCAGGUGAUUUAGAUGUUUUACGAAGAUUAAGAAAGUUGCAUGGGCGCACUGAUUCUGAUAUAACAUAUGGAAAUCAUAUGGCUACACAUAUGGCUAUUGGUAUUUUGUUUUUAGGAGGAGGUCAGUAUAGUCUCGGAAAUUCAAAUAUUUCAAUAGCUUCUAUGAUAUGUGCAUUUUAUCCGCAAUUCCCAAAUUCUGCAUGGGAUAAUAUUUCUCAUCUUCAAGCAUUUCGUCAUUUAUGGGCUGUUUCUUGUGAACCAAGGUGUUUAAUUGCUCGUGAUGUUAAUACUUUGCGACCAACAUUAGUACCUAUUGUUACGGAUUCACCACAUGCACUUUAUAAUGGGAAAAAAAUGAUUGCUCCAUGUCUAUUACCUCCACGUGAUGAUGUAUCUAUGAUUAGAACAUCAAGUUCUCAGUAUUGGCAAGCUUCUUUAGCUUUGCACUCAACACCUAUUUCUCCUCAAAAGACAACAACAAUGUAUAUCUCUAAAAGGGCUGUAGAUUUUCAAGAAUGUUUUAACCUUGAACCUUUGUUUCAGUCAAGUAUAGAACGAUCUAUAUUAAAAAUAUUUUUAUCUGAAUCAUUACUUUCUGAUGAAUUUUAUUCAAUGGUAUCUAAAUCAGAACUUGCUUCACAAUUCACCAUUGAUCGUGCGUUUCAACAAGAUGAUGCAAUUAAUAGUAAAUUGUUUUUACUUUUUGAUAUAAAAAAAGAAAAUUCUGACAAACUUUAUGGAAUUCAACUGCUUCUUGUAUAUACUGAAAAUAUGUGUACAGAUACACUUGCUUUAAAAUAUUGUGGUUUUCGAUAUCGCUUUUUAUCUGAUGAUUUUUUAAGUCUUUUACGUUUUAAAAUGUGGAAUGCCUGGCAAUAUUAA